CCACCUCAGCCUCCCAAAGUGCUGGGAUUACAGGCAUUAGCCACUGCACCCGGCUAAGAGGUAGUUUUAUUGCUAAAAUGAACAUAUAGUGAGCCGGUAUGCCACAGUGCUUCUCUCUAGAGUGUUGUUGAUGGCUGGCCUUUCCAAAUCCAAUUAUGUUGAUUAAAUUAUGUUCUACUAUAAAGUUCCCCAGAUGAUGGAAAAAUGAGUGAACCAAAGGGUGGUAGCAUUGCUUCAACGAAAAGAGCCCAAGUGCAAAACAUGCUUUUUAUAUGUGCGUCGGGAAGGGUGCCUCUGUUGCAAACGUUUCAGUGUAGUUUAGGGUCAUAUCCCUAGUGCAUGCAGGUGAAUGAGAGGCAUCUAGAAUGGCGCUUCGGCCUUAAAAAAGGUUUAGAAAUUCUUGGCAGUGGACGCAAAGUUGCUAGACUAGAUCAGAGACCACUGUUUUGCGAACCUCAGUUUCCUUGUUUGUAAAAUAGUUGAACUAAAUCUUGACCCUUCAAUGCUUGCUUUGAAAUUCAAGGCAAAAAACGCUUGCAGGCGCCCUUACUUCCGUGUUACUUCAUGCUCCUCUUGCGCUUGCGCUGUUUCCUUGGAGCAGAGGCGGGGCCAACAAGCCUGUUUUAGAAGCUCUCCAGUCCUUAGCUCGUUUAGAACACAAGGCUCCAAGCUUAUUGGAGGGCCAUUUUGCCUUACGGCUCCAAGCCGCUUUUUACGGCAUUUUUCAGCUCGCCUUUCACUUCGCUGUGAAGAUGGCGUCGGGCAGCGGGACAAAAAACUUGGACUUUCGCCGAAAGUGGGACAAAGAUGAAUACGAGAAACUCGCCGAGAAGAGGCUCACAGAAGAGAGAGAAAAGAAAGAUGGAAAACCAGUGCAGCCUGUCAAGCGAGAGCUUUUACGGCAUAGGGACUACAAGGUGGACUUGGAAUCCAAGCUUGGGAAGACAAUUGUCAUUACCAAGACAACCCCUCAAUCUGAGAUGGGAGGAUAUUACUGCAAUGUCUGUGACUGUGUGGUGAAGGACUCCAUCAACUUUCUGGAUCACAUUAAUGGAAAGAAACAUCAGAGAAACCUGGGCAUGUCUAUGCGUGUGGAACGUUCCACCCUAGAUCAGGUGAAGAAACGUUUUGAGGUCAACAAGAAGAAGAUGGAAGAGAAGCAGAAGGAUUAUGAUUUUGAGGAAAGGAUGAAGGAGCUCAGAGAAGAGGAGGAAAAGGCCAAAGCAUACAAGAAAGAGAAACAGAAGGAGAAGAAAAGGAGGGCUGAGGAGGACUUGACAUUUGAGGAGGACGAUGAGAUGGCAGCUGUGAUGGGCUUCUCUGGCUUUGGUUCCACCAAGAAGAGUUACUGAGGCUUUCUAUGCUUGGCCUAACUUUGGCCUAUGCUGGACCUAACUUUGUUUGUGUGUGUGUAGUCAGGGGUCAUUUCUUUUUGGGUAAUGGGAAAGUUCUUAAGAGUGUCAAUGGGGAGGGAUAGAGGGUGGGGGCUCAUGGUUUCCCUCUACUUUGGGAGAGGGCACAGAUUGCAGAGGUAAUGCUGUGGCAUAUUGCUUCAGCCCCAGUACAUCACUGGAUUCAUAGGACCCCUGCCCACCUGAGUUCCCAGUAAAGAAAAACCUCCCCUUCUGAGGCUGCUUUCCCAAAACUCCCCCUGCAUCUUUAUCUCUCCAUCUAUCCAACCUCUUGUCUGAGCAUCCCACCUUUAUCCUGUGUUCUGCCUUUGUUUUAAUUUUAACUCAUGUUCAUCCUGCAACAGAAGCAUUCUCUAGGUCCCAGUUUCCAGUUGAUUGCAUAUCCUUGACCAGCCCUUUUUCCCAUCCCGCCCUAUGGUUCUCUAGCCACCUGUGCAUGCAUGUGUAUUUCUGCCUGGUUCUAUGGUGUGUGGAUGUGUGUGCAUGAAUCUGUCACAUAGAGGGGGUCCGAGCUGGAAUCCUAGAGCAUUGCUGCCCUGGGGCCUGAUGUUCUUGGCUUCCUCAGAGCAUGUAACAGGAAAUUAAAUGGGAUGAGUGUUUGGUGGGGUUUGUGUCUGAUGAGUUUUUUUUAACAUUCAGGUGUAGAUUGUUCCAGCUUUUCUUGUUUCAUUUUCCUGAAGAUUUAUGUUUUUGUCUUCCUUGUGAGCAGGCUUUUGGAAGAACCUGUUUGAUGCAAAAAAGAAAAUGAAAAACAAAACAAAACAAAAAAUCCCCAAAACCUUACUAUGGGAGCCCUUGGGUCUUAGAAGCUGUUCAACAUGUAUAAUAAAUGGCAUUGACUGGGCCUGUUUUA
Nomascus leucogenys (northern white-cheeked gibbon) is the source of this 2265-nucleotide messenger RNA. RefSeq names its product zinc finger matrin-type 2 (gene ZMAT2). Gene Ontology annotation, cellular component: spliceosomal complex; U4/U6 x U5 tri-snRNP complex. Gene Ontology annotation, biological process: mRNA splicing, via spliceosome. Gene Ontology annotation, molecular function: nucleic acid binding; zinc ion binding. NCBI's taxonomy places the organism in Eukaryota, Metazoa, Chordata, Mammalia, Primates, Hylobatidae. The record is from RefSeq and is a predicted model, not a curated record.